AUGAUGGCCCCACGUAAGCGAGGAGGGCGGGGCCUGUCAUUCCUCUGUUGCUGCCUGAAGAAGAGCAACCAUCCUGAGAUCACCUACCGCCUCCGUCAUGACAGCAACUUCACACUGCAAACCAUGGAGCCCACCCUGCCCAUGCCCCCCACGGAGGAACUGGAUGCCAUGUUCACUGAAUUGGUGGAUGAGCUGGAUCUCACAGAAAAACAUAGAGAGGCCAUGUUUGCCCUUCCUGCCGAGAAGAAAUGGCAAAUCUACUGUGGCAAGAAAAAGGAUCAGGAAGAGAAUAAGGGGGCGACCAGCUGGCCUGAAUUCUACAUCGAUCAGAUCAAUUCUAUGGCUGCUAGAAAGUCUCUGCUUGCCCUAGAGAAGGAGGAUGAGGAGGAGAGGAGUAAGACCAUAGAGAGCUUGAAAACUGCUCUCCGCACACAGCCAAUGAGGUUUGUGACACGGUUCAUAGACCUCGAUGGACUGACGUGCAUCUUGAACUUCCUGAAAACGAUGGACUACGAGACCACCGAAUCUCAGAUCCACACCUCGCUGAUCGGCUGCAUUAAAGCCCUGAUGAACAACUCUCAGGGACGUGCCCAUGUGCUCGCACAUUCAGAAAGCAUCAACAUCAUCGCUCAGAGCUUGGCCACCGAGAACAUCAAGACCAAAGUGGCUGUUCUGGAGAUCAUGGGUGCUGUUUGCUUGGUGCCCGGAGGACACAAGAAAAUCCUGGAAGCCAUGUUGCACUAUCAGAAGUUCGCCUGCGAACGGACCCGAUUUCAGACCCUUCUAAAUGACUUGGACAAGAGUACGGGCCGCUACAGAGAUGAGGUGAACCUCAAGACGGCAAUCAUGUCCUUCAUCAACGCAGUCCUCAGUCAAGGAGCAGGGGAGACCAGUUUGGAGUUCAGAAUUCAUUUGCGGUAUGAAUUUCUAAUGCUGGGCAUCCAACCAGUGAUUGAUAAAUUACGGUCCCAUGAAAACUCCACGUUAGAUCGGCAUUUGGAGUUCUUUGAGAUGCUACGAAAUGAAGAUGAAUUAGCCUUAGCUAAGCGGUUUGAGAAUGUUCAUAUAGACACUAAAAGUGCUACUCAGGUGUUUGAUCUCGUCCGAAAGAGGAUAAACCACACGGACGCCUUCCCGCACUUUAUGUCCGUCUUGCAGCACUGUCUUCAUAUGCCUUACAAAAGAAAUGGAAAUACUGUGCAGUAUUGGCUCCUCCUCGACCGAAUUGUCCAGCAGAUUGUCCUACAGAACGACAAGGGUCAUGACCCCGAUGUGGCUCCUCUUGAGAACUUUGACGUGAAAAACGUAGUGCGAAUGUUGGUAAAUGAGAACGAGGUGAAACAAUGGAAAGAGCAAGCGGAAAAAAUGAGAAAAGAACAUAAUGAACUUCAGCAGAAGCUGGAGAAGAAAGAAAGGGAGUGUGAUGCAAAAGCCCAAGAGAAGGAAGAAAUGAUGCAAACUCUCAAUAAGAUGAAAGAGAAGUUGGAGAAAGAAAGCAGCGAACAUAAGCUUGUUAAGCAGCAAGUUGCUGACCUUUCAGUCCGGCUACAUGAGAUGAGUAAUAGGACAAAUAUCCCAGGAGGCCCCCCACUCGUCCCAUUGGCUCCUGGUAGUAUUCCACCUCCACCUCCUGGUCUGGCUGGCCUUCCUCCUCCACCACCUCCAGGUGGAGCACCGCCACCACCACCCCCUCCCCCCGGUGGACCACCACCUCCACCAGGCCUGCCUGGCUUUGGUGCUCCUCCUCUCCCUGGAGGACUUAUGGGCUCCAUGCUGAAGAAAAAGAACAUUCCUCAGCCGUCCAAUCCGCUCAAGUCUUUCAACUGGACCAAACUCAGUGAAAAUAAACUGGAAGGGACUGUGUGGCUGGACCUGGACGACCUCAAAGUUUUCAAACAAUUGGACUUGGAGGAUAUUGAGAAAACAUUCUCGGCUUACCAGAGACAGCAGGACUCUCUGUUAAAUAUCUUUAGACGGAAAGAAUCCGAGGAUGACACCGUCACUUCUAAAAAGGUCAGAGAAUUGUCUGUCAUCGAUGGACGGCGUGCACAAAACUGCAACAUUCUUCUUUCCAAGUUAAAACUCUCCAACGAGGAGAUCAAGAGAGCCAUACUGACCAUGGAUGAGCAGGAAGACCUACCUAAGGAUAUGCUGGAGCAGCUGUUGAAGUUUGUGCCAGAAAAAAGUGACGUGGACCUUCUGGAGGAACACAAACAUGAGUUGGAGCGGAUGGCGAAGGCAGAUCGCUUCCUUUAUGAGAUGAGCAGAAUCGACCACUACCAGCAAAGACUGCAGUCUCUUUACUUCAAAAAGAAGUUUGCAGAAAGAAUAGCAGAAAUCAAGCCGAAAGUAGAAGCUCUCAGUAAAGCCUCUAAGGAGGUUCUUCAGAGCAAGAAUCUUCGCCAGCUUCUGGAGGUGGUGCUGGCCUUCGGUAACUACAUGAACAAAGGCCAGAGGGGCAGUGCCUAUGGCUUCAAAGUGUCCUCUCUCAACAAGAUCGCCGACACCAAGUCCAGCAUCGACAAGAACGUCACUCUGCUGCACUACCUGAUCACCAUUCUUGAGCAGAAGUACCCUAAAGUCAGCCUGAUUCAUGAGGAUCUGCACGACGUGCCAGAAGCAGCCAAAGUCAACAUGACUGAACUGGAGAAAGACAUUAACAAUCUGCACACUGGCCUAAAAAGCGUGGAGACGGAGCUGGAGUACCAGAAGAGUCAGCCUCAGACCUACGGAGAUAAGUUUGUGUCUGUUGUGAGUCAGUUCAUCACUGUGGCUGGCUUCAGUUUCUCUGAGGUGGAAGACUCUCUUCAGGACGCCAAGGAUUUGUUUGAGAAGGCUGUGAAGCACUUCGGUGAGGACGCCACUCGCAUGCAGCCCGAUGAGUUCUUUGGCAUCUUUGAUCAGUUCCUGCAGGCUUUCAGUGAAGCUAAACAGGACAACGAGAACAUGAGACGACGCAAGGAGGAGGAAGAGCGUAGAGCCCGCAUGGAGGCGCAGCUCAAGGAACAGCGUGAGAAGGAAAGAAAAGCCCGGAAGGCCAAAGAGAAUUGCGAGGAGGAUGGAGAAUUCGACGAUCUGGUGUCCGCACUCCGAUCCGGGGAGGUGUUUGAUAAAGACCUGUCGAAGAUGAAACACAACCGUAAGCGUCCCGUCAAGCAGAGCGCAGAGAGCAGCAGAGAGAGGCCCAUCACCAAACUCAACUUCUGAGGAAGCUGCACGAGCGAGUGCUGCCUCCUGCUGGUAGAGCUGAGACAUUACACACGCGUGCAACAGCUCUACCUCAGUUCAGGACUGGAGAGGACCUGUUAUGUGCUGACUGCCAAAAUACUCCCUAAGGAUUUUUCUAAAGAUGUAAAUCAGUUGUGACCGUGUCUGUGCUGAAGAUGACAGGAGUUUGCAUGGUGCUUGUGCACCACAGUUAUAAUGAGCAGAAAGGGCUACAAACUGCUGCUGAAAUCCAGGAACACCCAUUUUCACAGUUCUGCUUGCCUGACAGCCAUAAACCCCAUUUAUUGAGUCUGCUCAGAUACUGCUUACAAUUUUAUUUUAUUUUUUUUAGUUAUUGUUGGUGUACACUGUGCACUCAAAAAACAGGCCUUGUUUUGCAAUAUGUGGUGUGCUAAACACUAAAAGUCAGUGUUUUGGAAGCAAAAGUGAUUUGAAAAUGUGGGAUGCAGUGAUAAUUGUAUAUCAUUGGAUGAUGUAAUUGAUUUGUUUGUAAUGAGUAUUUCCUUUUGUUAGCACAAGCGAUUGUUUGUUAAUAAACUGUCCAUUCCAGACCUGUUAAAGCACAAUGCACAACUUUAAUUCCACAAAACAACAUUUUGUAUAAGAUGUUAUUGAAAUCAAAUUAUUAUAAAUCUACAGAUGCCAUGUAUUAAAUGUAUUGAAAGGAACUAUACUUAAAAAAAAAAAAUGCUACGGUCAAACUUUGAUUGCAAAUACCUAUAUUUUAGAGGAUGACAGAAGGACGCAAUAUUUUUUGCAAUCCAAAAAGAACUUUUCGUUAAAAACCGCUGUGGAUGCAAAACCUGCAUCUGAAGCAAACCAAACUGUCUGCCGUGCAUGUAUAUUCUUGUAAUUUCCUUUGUUAGUGUUUAAGGUUGUAUAUAUGUACAUAUAUCCAUUAUUAACUCUUCUGACCAAGGCUUUUUCUUAGUCCUUGACACUACUAUUUUAUGCUAAUAACCCUGUUGAUCAGAUGCCAUUAAAUCUUUUUCACUAAUAGUUCUUUGUAAUAUUGUAUCACUUUGUAAUAGUUUCUUCUGUUGGCCUGAUGUUUUGCUUUCUUUAUUUAAGAAUUCAUUUGGAUGUGAGAUACGUAAUCAAUAAAUAAACCCUGAGGGUCACUGCAA
Molecule: messenger RNA, 4355 nt
Organism: Carassius auratus (goldfish)
Lineage: Eukaryota; Metazoa; Chordata; Actinopteri; Cypriniformes; Cyprinidae
Gene: daam1a
Product: dishevelled associated activator of morphogenesis 1a
Exons: 25
Coding region: 1-3207 (1068 amino acids)
Biological process (GO): actin cytoskeleton organization
Cellular component (GO): stress fiber
Molecular function (GO): small GTPase binding; actin binding
Source: RefSeq, a predicted model, not a curated record